AUGAGGAGGCAUGUCUCUCGAGAAGAUGUUCCUCCAGACAUCCCAAUGCAUCGCUUCACGAAGACACGGUAUCAACGACUCGCGUCAGAAGGCUCAACUUCUGAAGCUCCAAACGAGGGAGAUUCAGAGUAUAAGGACGAUGAUGAUGUCUCAUCAAAGUUGCUUGGGAAAGGUAAAUCAUUAGCUCUGGGUGUCUCGGGAUCCGAAAAGAGAUUCUGGUUCCAAAGGUCGAAGGACUUGUAUGAUACCGAAGCAAUAGCUACUCAGCCCUCCGUAUUUGAUGAUCCGGAGACUCUAGAAGACUACAGACCCGGUGACGAUUGGGAGAACAUCCAUCGUUUCGAUCCCGAUGAAAGAUGGACGUGGGGUGAGGAGCACAAGCUGAUCAGGAAAAUUGAUUCCAGAAUUAUGGUAUUCGCUGCUGUUAUGUUUAUGGCUUUGGAGCUGGACAGGUCAAAUAUCUCCCAGGCCUUAACGGAUAACUUUCUGGAUGACUUGGGCAUGACUACAAACGAUUACAAUCUUGGAAACACAGUCUUCAAGCUGGCAUUUCUCUGUGCAGAGCUUCCCUCACAACUAUUGGCAAAGUGGAUUGGUCCUGAUAUUUGGAUUCCCACUCAAAUGGUGGUUUGGUCCCUGGUGGGUUCUGCCCAGUACUACCUCAAGGGGCGAAAUUCGUUCCUGUUCACUCGAGCGCUACUGGGUAUGCUUCAAGGGGGCUUCAUACCUGAGGUAAUCCUGUAUCUCUCGUACUUCUACAAGCACCACGAGCUUUCCUUGCGACUUGGCUUCUUUUGGACAGCGUCGGCGAUGGCAGAUGUUCUCGGUGGUUUCCUUGCUUUUGGUCUCCUGCAUCUCCGAGGAGUUGAAGGUCAAGCUGGAUGGAGAUGGCUGUUUCUAAUUGAAGGACUAAUUACCCUCGUCGUUGGAAUUCUCGCCUUCGGACUUAUGCCGUCAAGUCCGACCUCCAGCGCCGGCUGGCUACGAGGAGAGAAAGGUUGGUUCUCGGAACGCGAAGAAAAGAUUAUGGUGAACAGGAUCAUUCGCGAAGAUCCAAGCAAAAGCUCCAUGCACAAUCGAGAACCACUUACCCCGAAGCUGCUCUGGCAGAGUAUGAAAGAUUACGACCUCUGGCCUAUCUACAUACUAGGUUUGACGUUCCAGACUCCCAUGACAGCACCAUCAAACUACCUCACCCUGUCACUCCGAGGUCUUGGCUUCGAUACGUUCAACACGAAUCUGUUGGUCAUACCGAGCAAAGUGCUGCACGUGAUUACCAUGCUAGCUCUCACCUAUGCAGGCGAGGUCUUCGGCGAACUUACCUUCACUGCCUUGAUUGGCCAAAUAUGGGCCCUUCCUUUCAUAGUUUUUAUCAACAUUAUUGAUAUCAGCGAGAUCAAUAAAUGGGCAGCUUGGGGGAUCAUGACAGCUCUGCUUUGUUACCCAAAUGCGCAUCCAAUUCAAGUAGGUUGGAACUCCAGGAACUCGAACACUGUCCGCUCUCGUACUGUCUCGGCUGCCCUUUAUAACAUGUGCGUUCAAACAUCGGGAAUCAUUUCCGCCAAUAUCUAUCGAGAGGACGAUGCACCUCGCUACAAGCGUGGCAACCACGUUUUAAUCUCACUUCUCAUUCUCAACAUCUUCUUGUAUCUCGGUACGAAAGCAUAUUAUGUAAAGCGGAAUGAGUACAGAGACAAGACAUGGGCCAAGAUGACAGAAGAUGAAAGAUUAGACUAUCUAGCGACAACAACAGAUGAAGGGAGUAAGAGACUGGAUUUUAGAUUUGCUCAUUGAGUGAAACGACAUUAUAGAGGCGUUUGAGCAAAAUAGGAAGCAGCAUAUCGAAAUGCUGCCGAGGAUGGCUGCCGUCAUGCUAGGACGGUGACCGCACGGACUUUAGCGCCGUUUAUGCGGGGUACGGAGUAACUUCAUAAGAACUGCAUCCCUCAACAUCGUUUCUCUCGACAUUCCUUCACUCUCAACAAAAUCGAG
Molecule: messenger RNA, 1992 nt
Organism: Mollisia scopiformis
Lineage: Eukaryota; Fungi; Ascomycota; Leotiomycetes; Helotiales; Mollisiaceae
Product: MFS general substrate transporter
Exons: 6
Coding region: 1-1794 (597 amino acids)
Biological process (GO): transmembrane transport
Cellular component (GO): membrane
Molecular function (GO): transmembrane transporter activity
Source: RefSeq, a predicted model, not a curated record